GCCGAGCCAUGGUCAACGGCAGCGCCGGGGCCGAGCCCGAGCCCUGCAACGGCACCGCGCUGGCCCCGGCGGCCGCCGGGCACAACAUCGCUGCCCUGGUGCUGGGCAUCGUCCUCAUCCUGCUCAUCGUGGGGGGCAACGGGCUCGUCUGCCUCAGCGUCUGCACCGAGCGGGCGCUGAAGACCACCACCAACUACUUCAUCGUCAGCCUCGCCGUCGCAGACCUGCUGCUGGCGCUGCUCGUCCUGCCCCUCUAUGUGUACUCCGAGUUCCAGGGAGGUGUGUGGUCCCUCAGCACGGUGCUGUGCGAUGCUCUGAUGACCAUGGACGUGAUGCUGUGCACGGCCUCCAUCUUCAACCUCUGUGCUAUCAGCGUGGAUCGGUUUAUCGCUGUUUCAGUCCCCCUGAACUACAACCGGCGACAGAUCGACCUGCGGCAGUUGAUCCUCAUCUCCACCACCUGGAUAUUGGCCUUUGCUGUCGCAUCCCCCGUCAUAUUCGGCCUCAACAACGUCCCAAACCGGGACCCCAGCUUGUGUCAGCUGGAGGAUGACAACUACAUCGUGUACUCCUCCAUCUGCUCCUUCUUCAUCCCAUGUCCUGUCAUGCUGGUGCUCUACUGCGCCAUGUUCCAAGGACUCAAGCGCUGGGAAGAAGCCCGGAAGGCCAAGCUCAGGGGUGGCAUCUACGGCCCCAACAGGAAGCUCUAUCACCCUGGCACCUUCAUUGCAAGCGAGCAGACCAGGCUGGACCCAGACGAGUGCAACCCCUACACCCUCUCCAGCCAUCCCGGGGACUGUGGGAUGAGCAAUGGGAUUCAGACUGUCUCCUACCCCCACCUCAAGUACCCACAGCCGGGACACAGUCGGAAGCAGGCCAAGAUCAACGGCCGGGAGAGGAAGGCCAUGCGGGUGCUGCCUGUUGUUGUUGGUGCUUUCCUCUUCUGCUGGACUCCCUUCUUCGUGGUCCACAUCACCAAGGCUCUCUGCAAGUCCUGUGCUGUUCCCACACAGGUCACCAGCACUGUCACCUGGCUGGGGUACGUCAACAGCGCCCUCAACCCCAUCAUCUACACCGUGUUCAACACCGAGUUCAGGAACUUCUUCCGCAAGGUCUUGCACCUCUUCUGCUGAGCCCCUGGGGCAGCAAUGGGAUGGGGGGGUUUGUAGGGUUCAUUAAAGCUCUAUUUCUGCCUAA
Molecule: messenger RNA, 1197 nt
Organism: Melopsittacus undulatus (budgerigar)
Lineage: Eukaryota; Metazoa; Chordata; Aves; Psittaciformes; Psittaculidae
Gene: DRD4
Product: dopamine receptor D4
Exons: 4
Coding region: 9-1133 (374 amino acids)
Biological process (GO): phospholipase C-activating dopamine receptor signaling pathway; negative regulation of voltage-gated calcium channel activity; regulation of dopamine secretion
Cellular component (GO): plasma membrane
Molecular function (GO): dopamine neurotransmitter receptor activity, coupled via Gi/Go; G protein-coupled receptor activity
Source: RefSeq, a predicted model, not a curated record